AUGAGGAAGAUAGUGCGUUAUGUUUACCAGUACCGGAACGAUUACGACUACUUCUACAAAGCUGAUGAUGAUACUUAUAUGUUUGUGGAGAACCUGGCCGACGAACUGAGCCGAAGAAACCCCGACGAACCAUUCAUGAUGGGACGCCGUUUUCCCGUAAGUCAUUUCAUACUGUAAAUCCUAUUGCAUGGAUAUUGAUUUUAGGCAGAUUCUACUCCUGUUUAAACUAUUUUUUGCAGUUUGCAAAGUUUCGUGUAGCGUAGUCGGUAGUGGGUGUUUACAAUGUUAGAAUUCGGGCUUUAAUUUAAAUGAGGACUAUUAGCAGCAAAGACUAGGAAAACCGGAAUGACCGCUACUGGUUCAUUUACUAGCCAAUCAGGCCAAAACGACAGGCCUGGAAAGCCUUAGUCAUGAACUUGCUAUCGUCGCUUCCUGAGCAUAACACAUUGCCGUUUGGUCAGGAGCUUACAAACUGUAGACUAGACUCUGAAAUCCUUAAGAGCAAUGUGUGAAUGCAGUCAUCCGAUUUAGCGCGAUUGCAGAACGGGUUAUGGAGUUUCGUUUUGCCUUGGAGCUCAUGCCGCCUGCCUGUGUUCGUAUGCAAUUGCCCUUUCAACUGAGAUUCUAAUUACAGUAGAUGGGUUAACUCAUGAAGUGUUAAUCGAAAUUGUGAAAUACGUCAUCGUUUCGAGAAGAUAUCCUUACGUAGGAUUGUAAGAAUACUCACCGUGCAGCAUAAUCCCAUGAUAAUUCAGUUACUUCAGGAUGCCGGCAUUUAAACAAACUUCUUUAUGGCCAUCUGCUAAAUUACACUCUGUAAAAAAUAUUAUUUGUUUAGAAUGAAUUUUUGCCACGGAUUAUCGGUGUCUGUAUAAACGUAAUUAUUCAUAUUGACCCUACUGUGCAAUACUCGGCGCCUCAGUGGGAUUCGAACCCGCACAGUAAGGGAAAGGCCUCUCGUAAAGCCAACUCUCUAACCACUUGGGUUACGAGUCCCCCUCCGGACGACGCGAGUUUAAUCACAUUUGGGUCAAGUUACCCUAGGAAUUACGUAGGCCUGGUAGUCGUCUGGUGGAUUCUAGGUGAAUUACUUAGGAAAUCCUGCCUGGGCAGUCAACUUACUGUAUCAGAUUUGGUGGAUUCCAGACGUUGUAGCAGGUUGGGCGGGUAUCUUGACCCAAAUGUGAUUAAACUCGCGUCAUACAGCGGGGCCUCGUAGCUCCAGGGCAUAGAGCGUUGGCUGUACUAAAGGCCUUCCCCUUACUGCGCGGGUUCGAAUCCCACUGAGGCGCCGAGGUUUUCACAUUUGGGCUAAUAUGAAUUAUUCAAAAUCUGCCAAAACAUAUAAAAAUUUAAUUAUAUUUCAUAGAAGGCGUACGCAAAAAAUGCUCAUUUUUUACUCAUUUGGUAGAAAAUUAAGUCUUCUUUAAACUCGAUACGCGAAGAAAGUGUGUAAUUUGCUUUUGAAAAAGGUUUUUGAUGAUGAGAUAUUUUAAGCCCGUGAAAUGCCCGUUCAUAAAAUAUCGUGUUUCUGCACUACUAACUUUGAUUUUAAAAUUGCCAGUACGGCUCAAAUCUACUACUAACUUUCAAUAACCCCAUAAAGUCUCCUCUUAAUACUGUAUAAACAUUUAUGAUUCUCCGUACACGAAAAAUAUACAGCAUCUAGCUUUGAAACCCUGAAUGCAAAUGUAACAGCAGGUUGAGUUCAAAAUUAUUCGGGGAUUGGGAAAGUUUUUUCAACCGAAUUAUGCCCUUCAAGUAUAAAAUUUAAAUACUAAAUAAGUGGUCAUUUUCGCAUUGUGUAGUUUCGUAGAUGGCCAUAAAGAAGUUCAUUCAAAAGCCGACAUAAUGAAGUGAACGAAUUAUCAUGGCAUUAUGCUGCACGGCGAUAAAUAUGAAUGUGCGUGGGCAGUGCGGACAGUGGAUGAGGCGGGUGUAGACACACACAAACACACAAAAGUUCCACCGUCGGUUUCGACAAUGACCACCGUGUGUUCCACAGCAAGGCGGAGCAGGCACAUUGACUAGCGCGCGAGUUAGUUCAAAGUGAUGGUGGGCUUUCGUUGCAUCUACCUAGACGCUUUCCUCCUCCCUCACAUGAGCUCGGUGUCAAGACUACAACAAAAACCCAACAGGAGCCAGAGCGACGGGGACGACUGAGUAGCCACGCCCAACACCUGUGUGACUAGCGGAAGCGCAAGCUCAUCUAUCGACAAGGAACCAGGUGUCAGCGAUCACUCACUUACAUACUUACUUAAUAUAACUGACAGGGAUUUUGCUGGAUCCACCAGAGGAGAAUCAUAAAUGUACCCCUCAGCAGAGUAUCUUGAUAUUUUGAUUUAAACCCUAAUGCGUUUGUAAAGGAGGCGGUCCCCAUACGCCUGCUGCCACUCACCAUAUGAGCGCAUGCGUGUUGCUUAUCGCAUAAUACCUGACCAGGUCUAUUUACUCCCGUAGAGAAAAAAGAGCUCAACAAUUUCUUAAUUAGUGCUGGAGUUAAUUGAAAUUCCUGUUGUUUCUUACGUACAGCAUAUCGCCUGGCACAGUUAACUUGGUAUAUCGUUUUGGUUGUUCUUCAACUAGACUCAACACGUGGCCUCUACUCAUAACUUUCGCUCGUUCUACUGCGUAUAUCAAUGGUACAGAAGUCAUGUACUGAAAUUUGGGGCUGAUAGUCACACAGGAGCGACACACACCGACCUAUCCUGGACAUGAGACGGAACAUGGUCUGUCAGUUUUACCUUGGGACUGCACGUCAAAGCCACUGGUAGCAUCUGUUCGUAAAAAUCGAGAGUUAUCAUGGUCCUACAUUUAAUGCAUGGGCGUGGUUUGCUAGCAGUCAGCAAGACUACCAUGACUGAAACGUGUGCAUUAGCCAAGGGGUACGGACAAAGGCAAGGGAGGCUAGAGUGGGCAGUUGUGGUUCAUUAGCCGUGGACAGAUAGCCAUACCCAAUCAUUUCUGCGUGACCCUGGAUUCGAGUCCCCUGUUCCUUGUUCUUUGAGCGUUAAGGAGUAUAACGCUGCAUCAUUGAGUCACGAGCUCAGUGAGCUGUCGACUGUAUAAUCAACAACAAUCUACGAUAUUAAUAAAAGUGACUGCAAUUGCUAUUACCUACUUUUAAGGUUUUUAUGUCAAACUUUGUUGUCGUAUUGCUUCAUCAAAUUGUUAUUAAAUCCCAUCUAUUAAACCUGCAACUCGAGUGUUCUUCCGCGGAGAUAGAGUCAAACCAAUAAUAUCACGAGAGCAUAUUUUUCAGGAAAAUUAUUUUAUUGUAGAGAUUCCAAAUAAAUGGCUACUUUUCUGGAGGCGCCGGAUAUGUCCUUUCGCGCGGGGCACUGAAGUUGCUGGUUGAGAAAGCAAUCGACAUACACCCGACCUGUCCAACAUACGAUGAGGAUAAGGAAGAUGUAAAAAUGAGUAAGGCCAAUGCAGUCAUUCUAUUCUCUCAUAGAUAUCCCCUGUUUCCUCUCCAAUGAGUAGUAUAACCUCCCUAGGGGUUAUUUGUGGAGGCCAUAGAAGUUUACGAGUCCUGUUAGGACAUGACUGUUUUUUUAUCAUCUGUCGCUCUAUCUGGGAAUGAAACCUCGGCUGGACACCAUACAGAGUUGAGAACAUAAACGUCUAUUAGCCUGUCAAAAUAAUACAGCGUGUGGUUGGCUCCGUUAAAAAUACGUGCCCAAGAACAGUAGUUGUGUGAGAGUUAGUAAGAAAAAAUGUCAAAUGAGGUUAUGUAACCCCACCUGAAGUAAACAGAUUCUAGUCACCUGUAAUACGGGACCGAUGGUGAUAGGGGUUCACAGUUGGGGUCGGGGAACGCUAAGGCGACGUAAUCAAGUAGUUGUAUGAAAAAGGAAAGCUAUUGUGACUGCGCGGUUGUACUUUGAGUGGUUGAGAUAUAGUUGCCCUAACCCCUAACCACUAAUCCUAAGUUCUAACCCUAACGCCUAACCGUAACACGUAACCAUAAAAUCUAACCCUAACCAGAGCCUCAACAGUAUUGGAUUCACCAGGUGGGGCUACAUAAACAGAUCUUACCGAGGAAAUUUUCCUCGAACCAAACUUAUCCGACCGCUAGCUUUCUGCUUAUCUCUUGUCUUGCGGGAUAUCUAAGACGGUUUGUUUAAUAAUUUCACUCGCAACAUUAACACUUUUCCUCUAGCGGCUAUGAGGCGUUCAUUCACGUCUGCGCUACUUGCCAGUCAACUACUAGGGAAGAAUGUUUUAAGAAACAAACUCUAUGGUCUGUGGCUCAUUCACAAUCGCCUUUUUUCAUCUACAGCAAAAAAGGCAAAGCGUCUCAGUCCUAUCCUCAGCACUUGAAGACUAGUUUCUCCAACAAUCGUCUUCAUACACGAUCACCACACUUCCGACUAGCCAACCCAGUGAGAUCUUGUCUCUGUGAAUCUCGAUUUCUGUUCUAACUGCGGCAAGUUCGCACGCGACAGACUUUCAUGUCCAGGGCGGAGAGGAGGGACCGGAUUCUCCUAAAUAUCGUUGGACAUAUUAUUCUCGCCUUCUGGAUAAUAGGGACAUCUGUUUUCCGGCCCUGAAGAGGACAUUUUACUGGUCUCAUCACUUGGAGUGGUUGUUGAGUUCAGCGUCAAUGAAAUGCGACAACAAGACGGCUAUGAGUUUUAAUGAAGAAACCGCUUUAUCAGAUCUGCCUUAUGUCUGUGUGACGUCUGCAACCGACGCGACGUUGUACUCAAUACAUUACUAAGAAUUCACAGUGCUGUUGUCCUGACGGAGUUCUUAUACGGAGCGGAGACUCGGACUGCCAAUAAGGACGAAGCGUGAAGACCCACUCGUUUUCAUCCCAGCUCUGCCCCGAGAUCCCGAAAGUGAAUUGACAGGAAAGAAAGACGGACAAUAAGAUGUUGGGAAAAACCGUCAUGUUGAGGCAAAUAAAACUGCGCUGGAGUGACCACAUCAUGAGGGUGGAUGACGAGAGCCUGUCCAAUAGGUUAUUUUAUGGAAUUGGCAAAACGAUGAUCCGUCCAACCGUCGACGUCGCAGAUCGCUUUUGUCAGUAGCACGUCGUAGCGGCCACGCAAACGGAGGAGAACGUUGUCCAGCAGCUACAAUCGCCGCGGUCGGGUGAGCACCCACGUCGCCUCCUUUCAUUUUACAUGGGCGAAAAGGUGUUGAUGGGGAAGAGGAGGAGGAGGUGUUUUGUGCAUGUUUGCAGAAGGAGAGGGUCAUUUUCAUUGCAGGCGCCAACUCGCUGUGCGCCUAGCACUCCCUUCCGGGCAACUUAGUCUGUCCCAAUUUGGGCAUUGAAGUAACCGAGGUUAGAGUUAGCUUCCCUGUCUUCGGCGGACUCGCCAGGAGGGCGUGGGAGUCUUCGUAGAACCUGUUUCACACUUCGACGAGUUUGGUUAUUGGGCGAGCGUGGACCGUGUAUUGAUGCUUACUCGGCUGGUGGUAAACAUUAGUACAUUUUGUCAUAAAGCGAACAAGGUCAUCAAAUAUCUUGCUGUGGGAGGAAGUUCAGUACGUCAAAUGGUUGAGUUAUCAUCAACGAACCAAAAUUAAUAGCCAGUACAGACUAGAAAAUAUACGAUGUCAGUGUCUGAAAACCCCGGUUCUGUUUUCUAUCUAGCGAAAAAUUUUAGAUGCACACGGCAGUGAACGUGAUAGAGGAGGUAACUUUAUAGGAUAAAUGGCCCACAAACGCGCUGAGCAUGUGUCAGUGGAACAAGAUGUUAGGGAUGACAGUCAGAGCAGAGCAUGUCAUUACCUAACUGAUUCUCGCUUAGACAGAGGUGAGAAUGGCCGACCUCCGAAUGCCCGACGAUGAAUGAGGCAUGGAAAGGCGAACCAUCCUGACAAAGAAUAUGGAAUUGUCCUCUGUAGGGAAUGCGCUUCUCUUUCUCUGGUCUCCCUUGGAACUGUCCUGCUUAUUGGUGCCAUUACGGAGGACGGUUGCUUGUUUCCCUUCCACAGUGGUUUAGACGCCAGACCCAGUAAACUACACGUGGCAGGGCUGAGUUCGUUGGACGCAGUAAACAAAUCACAUAGUUUGUUUAUCACCCAAUCCCUGCUUGCGGUAAGGUGUAGUUGCGAUGAGAGUGCAAUAUGGUUGGGUUACUGUGCCGAGUUUCUGAUAGACCAGGGGGACGCUAGUCACUAGCAGAGCGGCCGCAGCAACUACACGAAUGUCGUCCUUCCCUGCGGAAACCGAUAAGAUGUCCCAAUACAUUCCGGGAUCGGUUUGUCUUUGUUGGACUUCUCCAGACCCAUUGCAAUGGCAAGACGACCAACCCAUCUAUGAUCUCAUGGAACACCACCACCACUACUACUAAUACUACUACCACCACUACCACCAGCAUCAUCAGUAAAGACACUCCUGCCAUCUUGCAAAAUAUCACCACGAUUGGCAUAUCAUUAACAGCGUGGACUCAAUUUUAACCUGUUCCCACUGCGACUGCACGUUUAAAGCACGGAUUGGACUGGUUGGUCACUUGCCAAUCGAUCGUGCGAAGACAGAAGAAAUAGUGUCAUGAACUCCGAUAUGCACACUUCGACCCAGUAUGCUUUGUUCACACUGCUCCAGGAUGUUCGACUGUAUUCGGCUAUAUGCCCCUCAAUGAAGGUCUAAGUUAGAAAAACCGCAGUCCGAUUUUGAUCCUCACAUCUCAACCCACCUGAGCACACACAUCUCCUAGGCUAGGAAGGACGCAAAUUCAUAAUAUACACAAGCACAGCCCGCGUAGCGUCAGGCCUUUCUCCCGCAGCAAGCACGAGACCUAACUUGCCAACGCCCGUGUGUCGAGCGAAUCGUCGAGUGCCCCUACUUUCAUGGGCAGCAUGCCCUUUGACGCGGCCUAGUACAGGCAUUGGUGAUCGAGUCGUGUGUGAGGCACGAAUACUUGCCAUUUAACCCUGCAAGCCACUGCGCCCCAUUCGAUUAGCAGUUGGCAGAGUGGCUCGGACAGCCGACUAAUGUAUGAGCGAAGGAAGAAGGAGCGAGGCCUGUACUGGGAAUUCAUCCCCUGGAUACCUCAGUGCAUUCAUUGCUACAGAAAAUCUGACGCGCGUGAAUGUAUCCCUAAACACCAAGAGUCGUGACUUCAAGGACUCCCAACCCACAUCCCAAUUCCAUCUCCAGAGAGCCUCUUGGAAUGACCUCAGAACCCAGAACCAGGCUCAGUGGCUCCUUCUCAAUGCGACCUUCAUGGCCUUCUCAAACGCGUGAAGUCCGAGUCAGAUUCAUGAAGGCGAGGUAAGCGCAUUGGGGGCCAGGUCGUGUGGGGAACGGGCAGACAGACUGUUCGGCCUUGCCAGCCACUGCAUCCUCAUCAACACGCGGCCGCCUUGAUAUUAUCUUGUCGUCGGAGCAAAGCAGGUGAGGGAAGAGAGAAUGCAGUACUUGCUGCGCACAUCUCAAUCGCUAUGAACUAAUUCACGCGAAAGUCACCGACGCUCCGCCCACUCAACGGAGCAUGCACUGGACAUCGUCGUUUGCGACGGUCGAACCGUCAUGUAUCUGUAACGGACUUUAGUGGACAAAGGUACCAGAGUUAACUCCUUCAGGAUGGCAGAGUCUGGUUUGUGCUAGAAGGGGGCAUUCGUACGCCUGUUGUUUCUCUGAUCACCGGAUUCUCGCGUCGCGCUCAAUCAUUGGACUGACUUCCUUUCAGGCGAUGCAUUCCUUUGCUCCAAAUGUAGCAUUCUGUCUCGUCAGGACCAGUGACUACUUUUCUCCAGCACUUUCGCAUAUCUGAUGUCGGCACCUCCUGGCAAGUCGAUUACUCAUUUCCUGAUGUACGAAUGUAUACGUAUGUAUGAAAGUCGGGGUCUAUUCAACGGAUUUGUUUUUGUCUCUCUGCAUUGCUCUGAUGGCGGACACUGCAACCAGUUCCUAAGUAGAAAUUAAUAAUUCAGUCUAUCCUUUUUUCACAUGGGCCUAAAAGUAGCUCAACGACGCCCAAUACGCACUAUAUCUAUUAAAUUUUGUCCGAUGAUUCUACACUCAGCUGCCAGUUGCACUUCACAUGCUCCAACUUGUCUUCUCUAUACUCAAGUAAGACGCAUUAUUUCCAAAUUUUUGGUAUCUCUUAGGCGUCUGUGGUGUUGCUGUCGGUGUAGAUCUCUACGAUGCUUUCGACAAUCGGAGGAGAAACAAGUUCAAUUGGGUCAGUCCGGAAUCGGUAUUCGAGAAAACUAAGUGGCUCGCAGGAAGUGUAGCUUCGCCCACUGGCAAAAGUCUGCGUUUUUGGGUACGUUUAUUUUUAAUAAUUUGAAUGUAAUAAUGGGUGGAGAGGGCGCCCCAAGGUCAUAAACGUGAACUUGUUUAUUGCUAGUGGCCAUUUGCCGAUUCCUGCAAUCUGAAACACUCAACUCUACAGCGAUGACGAUGAGAUUCUAUGAGAUAAAGAGCAGUUCACCUUCUGUAUUAACAUCCCAGACUUUCGCAAAAAAUCUACGGCAUCGGUAACCGCCUUUUGUCCAGUGUAGUCCAUUGAACAACACCAAACUGCGCCACCAUGUCCAAAAAAUGUGCCAAUCCAAAUACCUAUAUCACCGAUUCGCAUUUUUUGAGACGGUCGCAUUCAGAGACCCACAUUCUGAUUCUCCGCUAAACUUAAGGUCAAUGACAAGUGGCAUGUGUCCACUACAUAAAAUUGGAUCCUGGCGAAUGGCUGCCAUUGGACAUCCGGUUGUGGCGGAUUAACCGCAACAGUCCUCAUUCUCCAACAUGCACGUUUUCUGCUCAGUAUGUAUAAACUAUUUCAGUAAUGAGGGUAAUCUGUAAGGUGCGUCUCCAAAUAUCCUUUCCCAUCUCCCAUGUCCACGUAUAUGUCCGUGUUGCGCGACUAAUAUUACUUUAAUCUCCUCUUCUCCUUCUCGCAGUGGAUGCCGACUUCGGUUUGGACCGUUAG
Spirometra erinaceieuropaei is the source of this 8891-nucleotide messenger RNA. The record is from the annotation of a GenBank genome assembly. Lineage: Eukaryota; Metazoa; Platyhelminthes; Cestoda; Diphyllobothriidea; Diphyllobothriidae.